Messenger RNA from Myodes glareolus (Bank vole), 3829 nucleotides. NCBI's taxonomy places the organism in Eukaryota, Metazoa, Chordata, Mammalia, Rodentia, Cricetidae. The record is from RefSeq and is a predicted model, not a curated record.
AGGAUUUUUCAAAGACCCAAACUCAUGUCUUAUUGUAUGUUUUCACUCUGAAGGGUUUUUGAGGAACCUGAUGCUAAUGAUUCUGAUCCUACGGAAGAGGAGGAUGCUAAGGAUGAACUAGUAUCACUUAUAACUCCUCUGGAGGAAAACAAACCACAGAUAAAAGAAUUUUCAGUUACUGAAGCUGUCAAGCUAGAGAGACAAGAUGUUUUAAAACAUGAAGAAAAGAGACUUGGAACUUGUCAAGAAAGCAUUCUAGAAUCAGCUGAAAGUACUGAAUCCUACUCGAUCCUAAGGCUCCCCACCAAACCAGACCCUAGCGACCCUGAGACCACAGCAGGAAAGAAACGGUGUGGUUUUCAAACAAAGGACAAGGAUAAGUUGGAGAAGCAUCCCUUGGCACAGAGAGCAUCCCAGUGUCAAGUCAAACAGAGGAGCUCCCCACCUUUACAACUCCAGGAGCAAGACCAGGAGCCAGAGGCGAGCAUGGCUUCUGAUGGAGAAGAUGGAUAUUCAAGAUCUGCCAAGGGGCAAGUGCUCAGGGGAGUGUUAAUGGAAGGAGACAGACUGGAAGGUGAAGAUACUGUACAACUUGCUGUACACAAGCUAAGCCAGAAGGUCGGUGAGAUCUGCGAAGCUGUCAAAAUUACUGUUCACCAUGAGGAAGCACGACCACGGGAUGACUCUACAGGAACAACACCCCUGAAGUCGGCCACCCCUAAACUGGCCUGGGAUAUGCUUGGCUGUGAGGGUAGAGACGCCACUGCUGCACUGGCCGCUGUAACACUGCAGACCUACCCCAGACAGAAGGAAGGUGGCCUUAGAAACAUCUUUCCAUCUCCCUCUUUCUCUCAGGUUCUGGAACACAGUGGCCAAUCAGUUACUAAAUCUCCCUUAAUGAAAAAUAAAUUAGACUAUGAAAGUAACAAGUCCGAAAUAGAAGAAUUCCUUCAUAAAAGCAAGGAGAAAUCUUCUGAAACUACAGAAAGUGGAAAGAGAAGAGGUAAAUGCCCAGAAGUAUGUAUGGGCGAAAAGCAAAAGGGCUGUGAAUUCAAGAGCCAGUUGCAAAAAACUCUGAUACCAAAACGCAUGGCCUGGCAAUUAGAUAGCAGACACAUGCGGAAAUCCAGUGACUCCAAAAGGCUUUCAGACUCCACAGAAAGGAAUCACACGAGCGAAUUAAAAAGUUGGAGUGAUUCUACCCUUUGCGACACUUAUAAGAAAAGUAAAGGCACACCCGACCUGACCCAGAAGCCUCUGCACAGCAACUGCGAGGCCCCAGCCCGAACGGUGGGAACCGCCAGUGCAGCGCCUCCUGGUGGCAGGACAGCAAGCGCUUUGGCGGGUGAAGAUCCUCAGGACAGGCUGUCCGACAGUGAGUUCCAAACAUUAGAGGAAGAAAUCUUGGCCUGGGAGAAGGUACACCUUGAAAACGAGAGUGUCUCUGAGAAUCUGCCAAACAAGUGUGAGGGGAUCUCUGAUGCCACGGGUACCAGGGGGAACUGUCUAGAAAACGGGCACACAGGAGCAGAAUCGGACUCUGAGGCGACCACCCAGUCAGAACCAAAGGGUCUUGACGGCAGUGAAAAUACCCAGCUGCAACAUAAAGUCCUCUCACAGACAUGCCCCCAAACACAAAACCCACGUGCAGCUCCAGCCAGGCCAACCCACCCUCAGCAUCAGCAGGAAAGCACACAAAGCCAUCCUCCCGCUUUGCACCGGGAGAAAAUGUCUGAAGGGCCCCAAAUAAACAAGAAAUCUGAUGGAGAGUUUGCGCCUGUCCAUCCGGAAGUUCCUGCUGUGAAAGAGCAUGAGAAAGCGUCCAUCACUCGAGACCUAACGGGGAAUAAGGGAGAGCCAGACAAGCGCAGUCGUGAGUUACAGCACACAGCUGGGGAUGCGUUUGAAAACGUCUGUCCUGACGAAGAACCACUUCCCGGUAGCCAUACGGGAAGAACUCAGUUCCAGGUUGAAGAAAUGAGCAAGAAGUGGCCGAGUCUGGAAUUGGAAGUCUCCGAGACUCUGUGUCUUGUGGUCCCUGACUGUAGUGACAGUGGGUUGACUGUCAGAAGGAAAGAUGGAAGGACCCAGAAGCUGCUUCCUACUGAAGAGAAAGAUGAGCUUGCUAAGAGUGUUUCUGGCUCAUGUACGAAAGAAAUAAAGAAAAUUGGAAGGGAAACAUGGACCCCCAGACAACCCGUGAUCACAGCAGCAUUUGAGAAGUCCCUUCCAGAAGCUGCUGGCCUGCUGCUGGCAAAGGAAGGCCACCAUCUGAGUGAAGUAGGUCGGGAUGAAGGAAGGCUGACAAAGAGACUAGCUAAAGAAAAGCACAAGAUGGAAACCCAAGUAAGUCAAGUAAAUGAAAUGAAAGAAGCCAACAGCCUAAGUCAGCCUUCUGCAAUGGCCUCGGGAAAUGACUCUAUCAGCCUGCUGAAACUCUGGGAUGUGAUUCAUUCGUAUGAAAGACUGAUGGAGCUUAAGAACAGUCACUGCAAACUGCUUACAAGACAACUUGAGAGCAUGGAAAACAGGGCUAGCGGAGUGCAGAGAGAACAGUCAGAAGUAAAAUCCUGGGUACAGCAUAGAGGAGGAGACUGGGAAGACAUCUGCUCUUUGAGGUUUCCCUUAAAACAUGGUGAGAAGCAAGAACAUGCUGAGUCUGUGUUUCAACAAAAGAAGAUGCAGUUGAGCAGAAAAGAGGAGCAAUACUGUGAAAAUGUGGAACAGACACAACACCCGGAAAUUGGAAAAAUGAUUGCAGAUGCAAAGGCCAUAGAAAAUGAUUUGAGACAGUUGCAGGGACUACAGGACCAGCUCUCAGAGACAGCACAGAGUUCUGGGAAGACGCAAGCCAGCUUACAAAGGCUUGAAAUUCGACUUUCCAAGUUAAAAAUUACACUGAGGGAGCAAUCAGCAAAACUUGCACAGAUUCAGAAUCAACUGCUGCACGAAGGUUCGCUUGGAGAUGAAACAAAGAAACUCGUUCAGCAAACACAAUCUCUAGAAUGUGCUCUGGAAAAACAGAUGGAUAAAAAUGAGGAAUUGGUGGUGGAGCUAACUGGAUUUAAGAAACUCUUUGAGGAGACACAAAAGAAGCUAAAUAAGCAUGAAGACAGAGAACUUAGGAGUCCUGGAGAUUUAAAAACCAGCCAAUUUGAUAUGCAUAUCCCAAUUAGUACACUAAGGCAUGAGCUCUCCAAGCUGAGAGAAACUUGGGAAACUACAUCUUACAAGUGUCUACACACGGUUGUAAAGCUUCAGUUCAUGGAGCAGGAGCUAGCAGCGAUGAAAUCGGAACAAAAGAAGUGUGGACGCCUCCUCGAGAACCACAAGAACUUAGAAGAAGAAGUUCUUCACUGCAGAGGCUGGAUGCGGGGACACGCGAUCCAAGCAAGACAUCAAAACAACACUAAGGAUUUAAGAGAUGCGGAUGAAGUGGUCACAAUAGGUGAGAUGGAACUCAGAAUUAAGACCCUGGAAUCUCAGCUGGCCACUAGGGGAGCUCAGCACAGUCUCCAGGAAGAAGUGCUACCCUCUGAGCAGGACUGUGUGGGAGAGCGUGGUGUGACACAGCCCCUGAGAAGAAAGCUGGGUGAGCAGGCCAGCCGGAGUCCCCGGAAAUAGCGGAGCUUGUUGGUUUGUCUCUGGCACAGGUGGACAGGUGCCGGGGACCAGACCUCACAACAGACUUGGAGUUAGAGAAUGAAUGUGCCCUGGACUGCAUUCAGGCCUGUGUACUUGUUUCUCCCCCUUUCAGUCUGGGUUUCUGUGGCCUUUUGCCCCCAAUGCUCUCUUGUAGCUAACAUGGUUCAUUAGUCUUUUAGAUUAA